Molecule: messenger RNA, 14242 nt
Organism: Xyrichtys novacula (pearly razorfish)
Lineage: Eukaryota; Metazoa; Chordata; Actinopteri; Labriformes; Labridae
Source: the annotation of a GenBank genome assembly
AUGUCGACACAAAAGAUGGAUUUGAUGAUUAUUUUGUUGCUUUCAAAAUUAGCCUUUCAGAUGUCACUGUUGGUGGCGUUUGCUCUGUCCUCUUCGUCUAUUGCCGAUUUUAAGAAUAGAUGGAGACAAAAAAUGACAUGUGGCAACCAGUAUACCCGUACGCUCAUUUGUAGCACUAAAUUAACUUCUUACUUUUUCAAAAAGGCAAUUAUCACCAAUAUUAGUAUCUCAUUACAGCCCUUAUAUCAGUAAUGCUACAGUAUACUUAAAAAUAAAAGAUUUUUCUCUUCUCUACAGGAAACAACAGAUCGGCAUCAGGAUGGAUCCAAUGGAGUUCGAUGACAGUGUGUACAAGAGGAGGAACCUCACGAUGGAGGGUCUCAUCACCAGCGGUACACUAUCAACCUGAAAUACUCUAAACACCGAGAACAUUGACCUUGACUUUUCAUAUGUUUUUUGUUUUGUAGGAGAAUAUGAACUAAAGCUGCCCUACCUGUAAGAAAAUGUGUUUAAUUGUUGACUUACUUUUCAUACAGUCGAUCUCCAGAGAACAAGAGGUCCGUCCAGAUGUGUUUCUGUCAGUCUUGGAUUACUGUGUGCUCUCCUGUUGGCUGGAAACGUUGGACAAUUCGCCUACUGUAAGUUGUUGCAAAAAUUUUGAACUAUUGAGCUAAAUGUGUCCAAAGUCGUGUUUGCACCAAACGCAAAUAGAAUUAGCGAAAUUCAUUUGUCAAUGUCAAUGUGAAGACGCGGGUUGUCUGAUGAAAUUCAACGCACUCGAAAAAUCUGAACUCAAGUGAAUCGUUUGCUAACCAGCAGGGAAACGCCUCAGUGAAGAGUAUCAACAAGGUUCAUUUGUCCCGACAGGCGAACCAUUUAUGAAGAAGAACUUUAUUUAUCUUUGAAGGAAAAUUCAAUAAAUUAAAACAUCUAAUUUUAGUUCAAUUUAUGAGCGUAGAAUGUUACCUCAACUAUAAAAUACAACUUGUUUUAAUAUCGAGAGAGGAAUAAAAGCAGUUUGAAGUAUUAAGUAAGUUGUUUAAAGACAUGAAUCCUCCAUGUGUUUAAUUUAUAAGAUUGGGUUUCUCCUGCAGAUGUAAUAAACAACCAUGGAGCGACUAAUUUUUGUGAACUUAGCGGGUGAAUAGUUUUACCAAAUAGGGGGGUUUGGUUUGAACAUGACAUUAGAAAACAGACACAUAAGGAUAAAUUUACAAAAUAUAGGUUAAAAAAAAAACUUGACUUUAAAAAGUGACUAUCCAUCCAUCUAUUUUUCUAUCUAUCUUUAAAACAGAUCACUGUUGUGGCCAUCCUGUAUCAGCUGACCUGAUGCAGACUGCUUACAGCUCUGGAGCUUUAACUGUGGACCGAGAAAGCUUUGAGACCCGACUGAGUAACCUGACGACUGAAAAAGAUCAGCUACAGCAAAACUACAACUCCCUAAAACAAGAAAAAGAUCAGCUGCAGCAGAACUUCAACACCGUGAAGAGAGAGAAAGAUCAGCUGCAAACUAACUUCAACAACCUGCAGAAGAAUAAUGCCAACCUGCAAAGAGACAAAGCUGACCUACAGUCAAAGUUUACCACAUUAACAACAAACAGAGAUGCGUUACAGAGGAGCUACAACUCACUGAGGAGUGAGAAGGACCAGCUGCAGAGAGACAAAGAUGCUUUGGAAACACGUUACAGCUCGCUGCAGCGAGAAAAAGAUCAGCUGAGGACUGAUUACAGCAGAUUAUCGACAGUUAGGAAUCAAUUAGAGAGAAAGGUCAACAAACUAAAUGGUAAGAUAUAUAAGUUUAAUUGAUUUUCUGUACAGUUUUCUGGCAUUUACAUCCUAAUUGUGAUAUUCUGUUCUGGUUCAUGGUUUUGAUCUGCAGCCCGGCCCUGUGAGUCAGGCUGGAGGAAGUUUGGCACCAGCUGUUACUACGUUUCAAGUACGAAGAAAAACUGGGAGUCCAGCAGAAAUGACUGCAUCGGUAAAGGAGCCGAUCUGGCCAUCAUUAAUAGCCAAGAGGAAAGGGUACGUAACUACAAAACCCAAUUUCAUUGAAGUUGGGAAAUUGUGAUAAACGUAAAUAAAAGCAGAAUACAAUGAUUUGCAAAUCCUUUUCAACCUAUAUUCAAUUGAAUACACUACAAAGACAAGAUAUUUAAUGAUCAAACUCAUAAACUUUGUUUUUUUUUGCGAAUAAUAAUUAACUCAAAAUUUCAUGGCUGCAACAAGUGGCAAAGAAGUUGGGAAAGGUGGCAAAAAAUACUGAGAAAUUUGAGGAAUGCUCAUCAAACACCCCUUUGGAACAUCCCACAGGUGAGCAGGCUGAUUGGGAACAGGUGGGUGCCAUGAUUGGGUAUAAAAGCAGCUUCCCCAAAAAUUCUCAGUCAUUCACAAGCAAGGAUGGGGUGAGGUUCACCACUUUGUGAACAACUGCAUGAACAAAUAGUUGAGCAGUUUAAGAACGACGUUUCUCAAAGUACAAUUGCAAGGAAUUUAGGGAUUUCAACAUCUACGGUCCAUAAUAUCAUCAAAGGGAUUCAGAGAAUCUGGAGAAAUCACUGCAGGUAAGCGGUGAGGCCGGAAACCAACAUUGAAUGCUGGUGACCUUUGAUUCCUCAGGCAGCACUGUAUCAAAAACCGACAUCAAUGUGUAAAGAAUAUCACCACAUGGGCUCAGGAACACUUCAGAAAACCACUGUCAGUAAAUUGAGAUUGUGGCUACAUCUAUAAGAGCAAGUUAAAACUCUACUAUGCAAAGCGAAAACCAUUUAUCAACAACAUCCAGAAACGCCGCCGGCUUCUCUGGGCCCGAGCUCAUCUAAGAUGGACUGAUGCAAAGUGUAAAAGUGUUCUGUGGUCUGACGAGUCCACAUUUCAAAUUGUUUUCGGAAAUAGUGGACGUCAUGUCCUCCAGGCCGAAGAGGAAAAGAACCAUCCAGACUGUUAUUGACGCAAAGUUCAAAAGCCAGCAUCUGUGAUGAUAUGGGGGUGCAUUAGUGCCCAAGGCAUGGGUAACUUACACAUCUGUGAAGGCAACAUUAAUGCUGAAAGGUACAUACAGGUUUUGGAGCAACAUAUGCUGCCAUCCAAGCAACGUCUUUUUCAUGGACGCCCUUCCUGCUUAUUUCAGCAAGACAAUGCCAAGCCACAUUCCGCACGUGUUACAACAGCGUGGCUUCGUAGUAAAAGAGUGCGGGUACUCGACUGGCCUGCCUGCAUUCCCAACUUGUCUCCCAUUGAAAAUGUGUGGCACAUUAUGAAGCGUAAAAUAUGACAACGGAGACCCCGGACAGUUGAACAACUGAUAAGCGAAUUGGUCUCAGUUGUGGGCCUGGCCUGAGGCCCAUAGGUUGCCAUGACAAUGGACGCACUGCAGGCUGAGGCAGUCAAUUUCUGCAUUCCGCAUCCGGAAUGGCUCUGAUCUGAGACGUUGACGAUUUUUGACGUAUGCCAAUUUCUACUGGAUCUGUUUGUGAGGCAAAUUUUGUGACGGCAGCUAUGUGAUGAAUAUUUGAUUUAACUAGAAAGAGAAAUAAGUCAUCAAGUCCAAGACACAGAUUUUGGCAAAGAAAACAAAAAGGACAAGACCGGUGGUCUGCAUCUAAUAGUGAGCAAUUAUGGCUUUACCAGAAAGAUGAGGAUGUGUUUUCAUCAUCCCUGUCUGUGUGUCAUGAUUGCAGGUUUUUGUUAGUGGGCUGGUGACAGGAGGAGCAAAUACCUGGAUUGGUCUGACUGAUGAUGUUACAGAGGGGACUUGGAUGUGGGUGGAUGGGACCCCCGUCACAACUACGUAAGGUUUUAUUUGAUUACUUAAUGUAUUAAAAGGCUAGAUUGGACCAUCUUUGACCUCACUAGCACCUGUAGAUUUUGAGAGGUUUUUAACAAUUAUUACUGAGUCCCUCCAAAUACAGUGAAAAAUCAUGUCUUGUCUUUUAAAGAAAUAUAUCAUCAGAUCAGCUCAUAUUCAGUCAUUUAUGUAACAUUAGUAUACUAAGUUUUGCACAGGAAUAGGAUAUCUGUAUGAUAUUUAUAUAUUGUAAUAUAUUAGCAAAUUCACCCUGGCCACCUCUAACGGUGUCAGAGCCCCCUCCAUUCAAAACAGUCUGCGCACACCCCUGCAAACUUCAACCUCUGCUGCAGAAAGACAGUAAAACAGACACUUGUACCGGUUAGAGGAGGAUAAAAGGCAGAUGGAGCAUAACAUGCAAGAGAGAAGUUAGAAAGUGAGUAAUUUGAUGUAUUUAAGGAGUUGUUCCAGCCUUAGCGGACUGGAUGUUUGGUGUUCAUGGAUGCACACUUUGGUUUCUUUGCUUAUCAGGUACUGGGAGGAUGGGCAGCCCAACAGCCAUGGAGGGAACCAGGACUGUGGAGAGAUGGUACAGAGAGGAGAGUGGAACGAUGAUAUUUGUUCUGCAGAAAACAUCUGGAUCUGUGAGAACUAAGAUCUCUGUAAUCUAAGUUUAAUGCUGAAAGAUCGUAGUGGUCCUUUACGCUGGUCGCCACAAAACAGAGAGAAGACGUAGAAGAAGAAGCAGCCGACUGCCAGGGCGCUAGCUGUAGCAGCUUUUUGAGAGAAAUAAUUCAGCAGUUUUAAAAGUGAUUUUCAAGAUUUACUGUGUUUCCUGAAACAACUUUAUAACUUGUGCUUCUUUGGGAUAGUAAUCAAUUGAACAUUAUUAAUUUGAACUUUUUUUAAUUUAGCUCUGUGACUUAAGAUCUACCGAACAUAGUGUACUUCAAAAUAAAAUUUAAAGUUUACUAAGGCAAUACUGUAUCACUGUUUGAUGAAUAAAAUGUAACUGUUUUCAAUGAUGUAGUACAAACUGCAUAAGCACAUGUUUUGUAAGAUGAUUGUACAACACACUGGUGAUUAAAUAACCCAGAUACAUUUCAAAUAAAGUACCCUGCUUGCUUCUUAUUCAAUUCUGUUCUUUUUUAAGUAUAUUAUUUCGUGUUUUUGCAAACAUGAAAGCCACUAAGUGCUUUACGUAGUUAACACACACAGGCUAUUUUAUAAAACGGGUUGUGAGAUGACCACAAGAUUUAGACGGCGGUUUAAUAUAGAAGACAACGUGCACUUUUUGUGAAAAUGAUACUGAAACAAGGGACCAUAUAUUUUUCUCAUGUAACAUAACACAAACAUUCUGGGUUAACAUUCACGGAUGGAUUACACCAAAAAUUACAGUAUUUCCACAACGUGUUUCUCGAGAUAAUGUUACUUUUGGAAUGUCACUACCAAAUAAAAGUGAUGAACUCUGUUGCAAUGUAAUCUGAUGUCUUGCCAAAUAUUUCAUCCAUAAGGAUAGACUUAUGAGAUCAUCCCCCAGAUUUAUUGUUUUCAUAAACAAAUUUAAAAUGUAUUUUAAAUCCUUAAAACGUUAACUGUUUUGAAGGAACGAAAGUAAUACGAUAACUUUUCCCACUGAUAUAAGCAGCUAAAAAUGUUUUAAGAAAGAAAGCCACUACAGGUUAAAGCUGUGAAAAUUUCCCCAUUUUUCCUCACCAUAGAGGAAUAAUCAAAAUGAAACGUCUCAAAGACAGUCGUACAUUUAGAGUGAACCUCUGUUAGCAGACUUUUAAUAUGUGAAAAAAACAAGGGGUGUUAGUACUGUAGCAAUCAUCAGUCUGUCACUGCAACACUGUCAUUGUUACCUGUUAUCUAUAUAUGAGGAUCUCCGACUGUAGACCCACCCUAUUUCAUUGUGCAAAAGUGAUGCCAAAAGAACUCUGAGUCAGCAUUUACUCUUAAGAUGGUGCAGUUCCCUGACUCAGUUCAAAGUGGUCUCUCAGGUCCCUAGAAAGUUCACUGGCUUUUGUUUCAGUGCUCGUUCCACUUCCUGUUUCUACUCUGCACCGCUAAUACUACACCGCAAAGCCACAUUUCUCGAUAGAGCCGUCAUUCACAGUGUUACUUUAGUGCUCAGCGAAGGCAGAUGAUUUACAACGGCCUGAAUGAUGGAGGAACCUGCUGGAAACAGAGGAAUGAAAAGACUAGAAAUAUGUACAUGAGUCUAAAGCAUAUCCAACAGCAGAAAUGAAAUGAAAUGGGGACAAAGGGGUUGUAAAUACACAAAUAGAAAGCUUUUAUGGUGUCUAUGUUGGUCGAGUCUCAGCAAUGUCACCCAUUGGUCUCUAAAGAGAGGUCUCUCCAUGUUGGAAACGCUGACUCAGCAAAUUUAUGAGUUAAUCUAAACUAGGUGGAGAAGUGGACUGUAAGAUCCCCUGGCCAACAGUUACUGCACACCCACUCCCAGUUAUGCAUGUGUAUAACCCCUGAGGCUGUGGUUGAGUUAUGGUGUAAACAGCAUGGCUCAAGGUGAAUCAGGGAGCGUUCGAUCAUUUGUAGCCAGUUACUGGCAAUUUCCACCGCAUCCAGAACGGCUAUGAAAAGUCCGUAUCUGCCGAUCGUAGCUUAUCGGAACCAUUCAAGUUAAUCUGUCAGUUUCCACCGGCUUCUUUCCGUUCAGCUACGAAUCGCAGUGCUGCACAGCUAAUCCCAAGAGUUCUAUUUUUCCGGACGCCGGGGCAUAAUAAAUAAAUAAUAAAUUCAGCACAGAUUAACCCGUGCUGGAAAGAAAGUCGGACACAGACACAAAAUAAAACAUCCAGCUUCUUUUCUAAAUAAAAUGAAACGGUGAAACGGUUUCAGGCGGAUCGUAUUUCACACCAUAAAAACGGGCGGAGACGAACAAGUGAAAGGUUUAUAGACAGUAUUUCACCCCAAUGACACUGUGGAUGAGGAGAUGCUGAUUUUAGAAGUCUAGAAGUCAAUUUCCUCCUCUAGAAGGACACAAAUUACUGCUUAUAUGGUUAGCCUAUGUGGCUGAAGACAAUUUGUUAUCACGCGAUUGAACGUGAAUCUGCGGGUUCUUGUGAGUUCUCGGGAUUUCUGCUGUCCGUAAUCUGCCACGAAAUUCGCCUCACAAAUGGAUCCGGUAGGAAUUUGCGAUCGAGGAAAAUCGCCACCGUUCCAGAUGCAGUGGAAAUCACGGGUGAGAUAGCGCACAAUCUGGGCACCAGGUGAGCCGCCGAGUCCACAGAGUUCGUAUCAAACCAUAGGGAUGAUUUGAAGGUGUGUAACGUGGAUGAAACCAAUCAGCAUGUUUGCCCUGGAUUCCUUUAAGAGCAAGGUGCCUCUGCUGACAGGGGUGUUGCUUUUUACACAGCAGAUUUAAACCAUUUUCCCUAAAAACUGCAGAACCGGACAGUCUUUGACUCUGCUGUAAAAAACAAACAAAAAAAGGAUUUUAACAAGGAUGUUAAAGGACGAUUAAGGAAUCUGAAUUAAUGUUACUUCAUUGAUUAUCUUAUUUAUAUGAAACCCUUAAAUUCCAGAGAGAGUGAAGUGAUACUUUUUUGACUCUGCUGACUUUGCAUACCUAGAAAAAUGACCCUCACCCACACACACCUCUUUCUUUGUAACACUGUCACUGUUAAACUUGAUCUCACUUGAAGGUUGUGUGAAGAAGGAACAGAAACUGCAGAAGACAAAAAAAUGCACUUCUGUUAUAACAGGUGAAGUCCAGUUUGUUUCUGAGAAUUAUGUUGGCCAAAAAUUACCUUAAUCAGAGACGGUACAUUCGUGAGAAUUCAGGAACAAGCCAGAGUUCAAAUUAGUAAAACAAUUGAUGACACGCAAAAAAGGAGCAUCCUGUUUUCUGCACAAUAAAUACUGCAGCAUUUGAUAUCUUUUCCUCGAGAUGAGUGGAAGCGUCUUGAUGUGACUCGUAACACAGACACUUUCUACUUGGAUCUAAGGUAGGUUGACAUUAAGAAACUUUUUCCCUUUUAAAUUAUUGAAUAUUAAAGCGUAACUCUGACUGAGUUUCAUCCAAGACUGUUUUUCAGUCUUGGAUUUCCGAAUGAUUCCCAAAGAUUUUAACUUCUGCUGAUGAAAUCUCUUUAAAGACAAGAUUCUGACGCAAUGCUUACAAUUUAUUUAGGAUUUGAACAUGAAGACUGAGUCUUGCUGGACCUAAUUUCUUCAAAAUAAAAGCAAAAUCAAACGAGCAAAUGAUGGGUAUGACCAAACUCUAAAAUACUCAUUCAUGAGUGGGUGGUAAUACAGACUGGAAUCCUGAUAGGGUUAGUAGGGUAAUUGAAUUUCCCCUCUGUGAUAAAUAAAGUUAUCUCAUCUUAUUUUUGGACCCCGGUGCAAACUGAGGGAUCUUGUCUCUCUUCAGCCACCCAUUCACCUUACAUUAUUACUCUUAUAAACUGACUGAUGAGAAAAAUUAACAUGUCGACACAAAAGAUGGAUUUGAUAAUUAUUUUGUUGCUUUUAAAGAGAGCCUUUCAGAUGUCACUGUUCGUGGCGUUUGCUCUGUCCUCUUCGUCUAUUGCCGAUUUCAAAAAUAGAUGAAGACAAAAAAUGACAUGUGGCAACCAGUAUACCCGUACGCUCAUUUGUAGCACUAAAUUAACUUCUUACUUUUUCAAAAAGGCAGUUAUCACCAAUAUUAGUAUCUCGUUACAGCCCUUAUAUCAGUAAUGCUACAGUAUACUUAAAAAUAAAAAAAUUUUCUCUUCUGUACAGGAAACAACAGAUUGUCAUCAGGAUGGAUCCGAUGGAGAUCGAUGACAGUGUGUACAAGAGGAGGAACCUCACGAUGGAGGGUCUCGUCACCAGUGGUACACUAUCAACCUGAAAUACUCUAAACACCGAGAACAUUGACCUUGACUUUUCAUAUGUUUUUUGUUUUGUAGGAGAAUUUGAACUAAAGCUGCCCUACCUGUAAGAAAAUGUGUUUAAUUGUUGACUUACUUUUCAUACAGUCGAUCUCCAGAGAACAAGAGGUCCGUCCAGAUGUGUCUCUGUCAGUCUUGGAUUACUGUGUGCUCUCCUGUUGGCUGGAAACGUUGGACAAUUCGCCUACUGUAAGUUGUUGCAAAAAAAAAAAAGUGGCGAUGGAAAAAAAAAGAAGUCACUUACCACUGAAAUAAGAGGAUGCAAAUAAUGCACCAGUGGGUUUUUUUCUGCAUCACCACUUUUUUUUUGCGUCGUUAUCUUCCGUUAUGGUUUUUCUUUUUUUUUUUUUCAUCAGUACUUCUGUCGCUGUGUCUUUUUCUUUUCUUUUGUUUUUGCAUUCUUUUUUAUUUGCAGCAGUGGCAAUUCUCGGCCACCAUACAUUUUAAAUUGAACAUGACAUUAGAAAACAGAUACAUAAGGAUAAAUGUACAAAAUAACCUUUACUCUAAAUAGUGACUAUCUAUCUAUCUAUCUAUCUAUCUAUCUAUCUAUCUAUCUAUCUAUCUAUCUAUCUAUCUAUCUAUCUAACAGAUCACUUUUAUGGCCAUCCCAUAUCAGCUGACCUGAUGCAGACUGCUUACAGCUCUGGAGCUUUAACUGCGGACCGAGAAAGCUUUGCGACCCGACUGACUAACCUGACGACUGAAAAAGACCAGCUACAGCAAAACUACAACUCCCUAAAUCAAGAAAGAGAUGAACUACAGCAAAACUACAACUCCCUAAAUCAAGAAAGAGAUGAACUACAGCAAAACUACAACUCCCUUAAACAAGAGAGAAAUCAGCUGCAGAUGAACUACACUGACACGCGGAAGAAUUAUGAUGACCUACGGAGAGAAAAAGAUGGCCUACAGACCGAGUUCAGUACUUUGAGAGCAAACAGAGAUGAGCUCCAGGGAAGUUACUCCUCACUGAGGGCGGAUAGGGACAGUUUGCAAACGGGCUUGAUGAAUGUCACCCAAAGUAAAAACCAACUUCAGCACAGAUACGACUCGCUAAAGACGGAGAAAGAAGCACUGCAGACAAGUUAUGAUGAUCUGAAGAGCGUGAAAGAGCAACUUCAGAGAACUUACACCAGCUUGUCAACAGAUAAGGAUCAGUUAGAAGAAAGAAUUGAUAAAGUAAGAGGAGAUCUGUUACAAGAGAAAGAUCAACUGCAGCAGAAUUACAACACAGUAAAACGAGAGAAAGAUCAGCUGCAAACUAACUUCAACAACCUACAGAAGAAUAAUACCAACCUGCAAAAAGACAAAGAUGACCUACAGACGAACAGAGAUGCGUUACAGAGGAGCUACAACUCAAUGAGGAGUGAGAAGGACCAGCUGCAGAGAGACAAAGAUGCUUUGCAAACACGUUACAGCUCGCUGCAGAGAGAAAAAGAUCAGCUGCAGCAGAACUUCAACACCGUAAAACGAGAGAAAGAUCAGCUGCAAACAAACUUCGCUAAUGUUCAGAAGAAUAACGCCAACCUCCAAAGAGACAAAGAUGAGCUACAGACAAAGUUUACCACCAUGAGAGCAAACAGAGAUGACAUACAGAGGAAUUACUCCUCUUUAUUAAUGGACAACGCCCGGUUGCACUUGCGCUUCAGUAAUUUAACUCUAAGCAAGAAUCAACUUUUUAUGAAAUACAAUUCUCUUUUUACAAACAACCAAGCUUUGCAGACGCAAUAUGGCAGUCUGCAGAAAGAGAAAGCUCAGUUAGACAAAGUAAAAGGUGAUCUGACAAGAGAGAAAGACCAACUGCAGCAGAACUACAACACCGCGAAGAGAGAGAAAGAUCAGCUGCAAACUAACUUAAACAACCUGCAGAAGGAUAACUCCAACCUGCAAAGAGACAAAGCUGACCUACAGACAAACAGAGAUGACAUACAGAGGAGGUACAACUCACUGAGGAGUGAGAAGGACCAGCUGCAGAGAGACAAAGAUGCUUUGCAAACACGUUACAGCUCGCUGCAGAGAGAGAAAGAUCAGCUGCAAACAAACUUUAACAACCUGCAGAAGAAUAAUGCCAACCUGCAAAGAGACAAAGCUGACCUACAGACAAAGUUUACUACAUUAACAACAAACAGAGAUGCUUUACAGAGGAGCUACAACUCACUGAGGAGUGAGAAGGAGCAGCUGCAGAGAGACAAAGAUGCUUUGCAAACACGUUACAGCUCGCUGCAGAGGGAAAAAGAUCAGCUGCAGCAGAACUUCAACACGGCGAAGAGAGAGAAAGAUCAGCUGCAAACUAACUUCAACAACCUGCAGAAGAAUAAUGCCAACCUGCAAAGAGACAAAGCUGACCUACAGUCAAAGUUUACCACAUUAACAACAAACAGAGAUGCGUUACAGAGGAGCUACAACUCACUGAGGAGUGAGAAGGACCAGCUCCAGAGAGACAAGGAUGCUUUGCAAACACGUUACAGCUCACUGCAGAGAGAACGAGAUCAGCUGAGGACUGUUAGGAAUCAAUUAGAGAGAAAGGUCAACAAACUAAAUGGUAAGAAAUCCCUUAUAUGAGUUUAACUGAUUUUCUGUACAGUUUUCUGGCAUUUAUAUCCUAAUUUAGAUAUUCUGUUCUGGUUCAUGGUUUUGAUCUGCAGCCCGGCCCUGUGAGUCAGGCUGGAGGAAGUUUGGCACCAGCUGUUACUACGUUUCAAGAACGAAGAACAACUGGGUGACCAGCAGAAAUUACUGCAUUGGUAAAGGAGCCGAUCUGGCCAUCAUUAAUAGCCAAGAGGAAAGGGUACGUAAGUAAAUAAGCCAGUGAGUGUGUAAUUUAAAGCUAAAAAAAAUCUGUAACUACAUAAUUCCUUCAGGUAUAUUUUGAAAUAUUGUUCAUCAAAUGGCUCUGAAAGUGGUUUAAUGAUGCAGCGAUGUCAGAGCAGUCCCUGAUUAGUGAAUUGGUCUCAGCUGUGGGCCUGGCCUAAGGCCCACAGGUUGCCAUGACAAUACACUCACUGCAGGCUGAGGCAGUCAAUUUUUUGCCUCAGCGCUGGUGUCACCGUCACCCGGGAUUUCCACUGCAUCCGGAACAGCGAAGAUUUUUGCCGUAUGCCAAUUCCUACCAGAUCCGUUUGUGAGGCGAAUUUCGUGGCGGAUUAUGGACAGCAGGAAUCACGAGAACUCAGAGGGACCCGCAGAUUCACGUGCAAUCACGCAAUAACAAGCUGUCUUUAGCCACAUAGGCUAACCAUAUAAGCAGUAGAUUGUGUCCUUCCAGAGGAGGAAAUCUACUUCUAGACUUCUAAAAUCAGCAUCCUCUCAUCCAUGGUGUCAUCGGGUGGAAAGCUGUCUAUAAACCUUUCACUUGUUUGUCUCCGCCUGUUUGCAUGGCGUGAAAUACGAUCCGCCUGAAACCUGGAGUGUUUUAUUUUGAAAAGAAGCCAGAUGUUUUAUUCAGUAUCUGUGCCCAACUUACUCUGUGCUGAAUUUGUCCGGCAUGCUCCGGCGCUACCUUGUCAUGGUGGGGAGGCUUGCUUGCCUCUGUGACUCUGAAGGCUAUACCGGUGAGGGGUCACACCCUCAGCAGGUUCAACCACGCCGGGCAGGUUUUAGAGGAGAGGCCGGACGAAAAGCAGCACCUGGCCCUCCAGGUUGGGGGUUGGGCAUGGGGCUAACAACCCCACCCCGUAAAACACCAGUUUGUUACAGAAACCAUGACUAAUUCACGGCCUCAUGUUCCAAAGGGAACGAAGAGGAUUAAGUAAGUAAUUAAGUAUGCUCCGGUGUCCAGAAAAAUAUAAAUCUUGCAAUCAGCUGCGGAGUCCAGCGAUCCGCAGCGAAACGGAAAGAAGCCGGUGGAAAUUGACACAUUAACUUGAACAGUUAUGAUCAGCUACGAUUGGCAGUUACUGCCUUUUUCAUCCGGAUACGGUGGAACAGCAAUUCCGAUCAAAUCAAAGUUGAGAAACUAAAGACAGGUUCCUGAGGUAAGAGAACACCAAUGUCCUAAAUAAGGUUAGACCUUAUAUAGUGAAAAAAAAGAGGUUUUAUUUUGGCUGCAAACUGGACGGAUUGUAAAAGCUAUGUGAUAAAUACUAGAUUUUACCAGAAAGAGAAAUAAGUCAUCAUGUCCAAAACACUGAUUUUAGUCAAGAAAACAAAAAGUACAGAACAGGUAGUCUGAAACUGGGAGUGAACAAUCAAGGACUAACCAGAAAGAUGAGGAUGUGUUUUCAUCAUCCCUGUGUGUGUUACAGGUUUUUGUUAGUGGGCUGGUGACAGGAGGAGCAAAUACCUGGAUCGGUCUGACUGACGAUGUUACAGAGGGGACUUGGAUGUGGGUGGAUGGGACCCCCGUCACAACUACGUAAGCUUUUAUUUGAUUACUUAAUGUAUUAAAAGGCUAGAUUGGACCAUCUUUGACCUCACUAGCACCUGUAGAUUUUGAGAGGUUUUGAACACAUUAUUACAGAGUCCCUCCAAAUACAGUGAAAAAUCAUGUCUUGUCUUUUAAAGAAAUAUAUCAUCAGAUCAGCUCAUAUUCAGUCAUUUACGUUACAUUAGUAUACUAAGUUUUGCACAGGAAUAGAAUAUCUGUAUGACAUUUACAAAAGAGUAAGAAAGACUGGGUAAAUCUGUGCGCAAAUAUACCCUGGCCACCUCUAACGGUGUCAGAGCCCCUCCAGUCAAAACAGUCUGAGCACACCCCUGCAAACUUCAACCUCUGCUGCAGAAAGACAGUAAAACAGACACUUGUACCGGUUAGAGGAGGGUAACAGGCAGAUGGAGCAUAACAUGCAAGAGAGAAGUUAGAAAGUGAGUAAUUUGAUGCAUUUGAGGAGUUGUUCCAGCCUUAGUGGACUGGAUGUUUGGUAUUCAUGGAUGCACACUUUGGUUUCUUUGCUUAUCAGGUACUGGGAGGAUGGGCAGCCGAACAGCCAUGGAGGGAACCAGGACUGUGGAGAGAUGGUACAGAGAGGAGAGUGGAACGAUGAUAUUUGUUCUGCAGAAAACAUCUGGAUCUGUGAGAACUAAGAUCUCUGUAUUUUAAGUUUAAUGCUGAAAGAUCGUAGUUGUCCUUUACGCUGGUCACCACAAAACAGAGAGAAGAUGUAAAAGAAGUAGCAGCCGACUGCCAGGGCGCUAGCUGUAGCAGCUUUUUGAGAGAAAUAAUUCAGCAGUUUUAAAAGUGAUUUUCAAGAUUUACUAUGUUUCCUUAAACAACUUUAUAACUUGUGCUUCUUUGGGAUAGUAAUCAAUUGAACAUUAUUAAUUUGAACUUUUUUCAUUUAGCUCUGUGACUUCAGAUCUACCGGACAUAGUGUACUUCAAAAUAAAAUCAUAGAUGGGCAAUGCAGAAUUAAAAUCAAUUUUAGAAUAAAAUAAAAUAAAAGUAUGACAAGCAAAAAUUUAGUAAGGUAAACCUGUAUCACUGUUUGAUGAAUAAAAUGCUUCAAUGUCGGUAAGUAACUGUUUUCAAUGAUGUAGUACAAACUGCAUAAGCACAUGUUUUGUAAGAUGAUUGUACAACACACUGGUGAUUAAAUAACCCAGAUGAAUUACAUAUAAA